Nelumbo nucifera (sacred lotus) is the source of this 1375-nucleotide messenger RNA. RefSeq names its product putative calcium-binding protein CML13. The record is from RefSeq and is a predicted model, not a curated record. Gene Ontology annotation, molecular function: calcium ion binding. Gene Ontology annotation, cellular component: myosin II complex. Lineage: Eukaryota; Viridiplantae; Streptophyta; Magnoliopsida; Proteales; Nelumbonaceae.
GGUGUUCCAACUCAAAAUUAUUAAAGGCUUGGUUAAGCCGGUCAGGAUUCAGGAGGACAGGAGCCACCGACCACCGUAAUUGGUCCUUUCGGUUGAUAUUUUUAUUUGGCCAAGUUAACGGAAUGGAUGAUCAAUGAUGGAUGCAUCGUUUCUCCGUCCAAAUUAAUGCCAGAGAUACCCACCAACCCGAAUACCCGACUAGGCUUAAACCAACGGGAUCGACUAACGACUAUGAUGCCGGACGGACAAGUCAAUCGGUGAUCGCCUUCGUGUUGCCACCUCAAACUCUUAACAAUUCAAAUUUCAAAAAUAGCAGAAAAGAAAAAGUGAAAAACAAAUGCGCCAAGCACCGAUGACUCGAUGACGAUGAGAUCCAAACCCGGGAAUUUGGAAAGUUCCCGCUUGCUUGCGUCAUUAUUAACAGGCACUGGCAGGAAACAAGGCGCAGCUACAAAAAGGAGCGCCACACGCUCGUCACCAUUUUCAUUACUCACAGAGGAUUUUUGACAUACAGAGAGGCAGAGGAGAAACGAUGAGAAAGGAUCUCAGCGACGAUCAAGUGGCCUCCAUGAAGGAAGCAUUUAUUCUGUUUGACACCGAUGGAGAUGGUCGGAUCGCAGCAUCGGAACUAGGGAUCCUGAUGCGAUCUCUGGGAGGAAACCCUACACAAGCGCAGCUCAAGGACAUCAUAGCUCAGGAGAAUCUUACCUCUCCUUUCGACUUCCCUCGAUUCCUCGAACUCAUGAGCAAACACAUGAAGCCCGAGCCCUUCGAUCGCCAACUCCGCGAUGCAUUCAAGGUCCUUGACAAGGACUCCACCGGUUAUGUUGCCGUUUCCGAACUCCGCCAUGUACUCACUAGCAUCGGGGAGAAGCUUGACCCCGCUGAAUUCGAUGAGUGGAUCCGUGAAGUCGAUGUUGGAUCUGACGGUCGGAUUCGCUAUGAAGAUUUCAUCGUCAGGAUGGUUGCCAAGUGAGAUUUUAAUAUACAAUCAAUACUCACCAGUUCACCCUAAUUAAUUGCUCCCUGUAGUUGGUAUGUUCUACUCUUUCUUUUUUUUUUUUUUUUUUCGUUUUGGGUUUUAGAAUUUAUUUGCUUUGCGGUGAUGGGUGUUUUCCCCCUUUUUCUGUUUGUAUUGUCAAUUUAACUAAUGGUGAUUAAUUGGGAGAUCUGGGACAUCUUGUUGUUGUUCUUGGCGCGUCCGCAGAGUUUAUCUGUGUUCAUAAUGCAUAGGCUUGUAUGUCCAUCCUUGUCUAAUUUGAGGGUAUUCAUAUAAUUUACAGUUUGUUGGCUUAUCUUUUUAUGGGUUUACGAAGUCAUGUAGAAUUGAGACAAUGUGGUUGAGUGAAAACUAAAUGCAGCAUUUUCUUUUUAA